Perkinsus marinus ATCC 50983 is the source of this 603-nucleotide messenger RNA. Its product is annotated as Myoglobin, putative. Gene Ontology annotation, molecular function: heme binding; oxygen binding. The transcript has 3 exons. The record is from RefSeq and is a predicted model, not a curated record. The coding region runs from base 1 to 603 and encodes 200 amino acids. Lineage: Eukaryota; Perkinsozoa; Perkinsida; Perkinsidae.
AUGCUGGACUGUUUCUCGGAAAGUUGCCGAGAAAUUGACGUGAAUGCUGACACUAUCGAUGACGCUCUUAUGGUCAUGAAUAGUGUGAGGAGUGAUAUCACGACUGGUUUUGCACUUCGCCGAGAGCUAGCGCAGAAACGAGAUAAGCAAGAUGGUGAAGACCAGCUCUUCUCGAGACUUGGUGGACUCGAGGGCAUCGACGAAUUCGUCACUCGACUGUACGAGUGUGUCGAACGUGACAGGAGGAUCAACCCGUUCUUCACCGGCGCGAAACUGAAGGCUAUCAAGCAAGCUCAAACGGACUUCAUCAUAAAGACCCUAGGUGGACCCUCUGAAUACAGCGGGCGAUCAUUAGAAGAAAUUCAUGCUGUCCUGGCGAUCACUGACUACCAUCUCGACUGCUUCUUGCAACUGGUGGCCCGGGCGUUGAGAGAUUGCGGGCAAGAUCAGGAGACCGUGGACGAGGUGAGCUCUAUCGUGGUCUUCCGCUUCAUAGCGAGUAUCAUGAUGGUUGGACUUGGACAGGUGGUGGUCAAACUCGGAAACCUUCGAACAAACAUUCUCAAGGGGCAUUAUGCGAAGAUGGGUUAUACGAUAAAGUAG